Molecule: messenger RNA, 5623 nt
Organism: Nerophis lumbriciformis (worm pipefish)
Lineage: Eukaryota; Metazoa; Chordata; Actinopteri; Syngnathiformes; Syngnathidae
Gene: tbc1d32
Product: TBC1 domain family, member 32
Biological process (GO): non-motile cilium assembly
Source: RefSeq, a predicted model, not a curated record
CAGCUGUUUCCAUAGAGACGCGGAUGGCGGCUGUCCGAAAAUGCUGCGUGGUUGAAGGAAAGGCGUUAAAGGAGCGCUAGGGAUGUCUGCCGAGGAUGAAGAGCAGUUGCAGGCUCUGCUCAAGCAACUCCUUAGGAGCGUCAGCGAACGACUCUCUAACGCUCCUUCACCUCAAAGCGCUGAGGAAAUCCUUCUUCACCUGGAGGAGACAGAUAGGAACUUCCACAACUAUGAGUUUGUCAAGUACCUGCGUCACUAUGUGGAGAAUUCCCUGGGCAGCGUGGUAGACGAGGAGAUCAGGAAGUUGACCAGUGGGGAUGGACAACCCGUCAACUCAGGACAUGACACGCUGAUCCACUCAGUGAUCAGUGGGAGCAGAGCGUCAGAAGAGUACCAGAAGAUGAUGCAAACUUUGAAAGCCACCAUGAUGACGGUGGCAGAGUCUUUAAUCAGCAGAUUUGAAGAGGACCAGCUGAAGAAGGAGGAGAUGCAGCACAGCCUCUAUGCUGAUGAGUGCUCGGACAGUGAUUCCUCCUUCAACCUGAGUUACGCAUUUAUUCGACAAGAACAGCUGCAGGCUUUGGCUGAAAAACUGGAUGCAAGUCAACCCAAGGAAGUGCGCAAGAAGGCUCUGCAGGCGCUCUGUUGCGCUCCGCCGUCUGACGUUCUGUGCUGUGAGAGCUGGACCCACCUCCGCCAGAACCUGUGUGCAAUGCUGAUCGAGCCCAAUACCGAUCUCAGUGAUAACGUUCUUCAGUUCUUCGCUAAAAGCUUCUCCUCCUCGCCUCUGAAUGUUACCCGGGAAAUCUACACCACCUUGGCUAAAAGUGUGGAGUCCAUCUUUCUGUCCCUUAAAUUGAGCUUGACAAGCUUCUCUACUGGCUUGGACAUCAACAGACCUGAGAUCAGUUCACUCCUCAAACAGAUGCGGUUGAUGAACGACUUUCAAAAGGAGGUGACCGCCUUCUGGAUCCGCCAUCCGGAGAAGUACAUGGAGGAAAUCAUCGAGAGCACCUUCUCUCUCUUGUGUCUCCAUUGGGAAUCUCGCUCACAUGUUCAAGAGAAAGUAUUGCACCCCAUUUACUUCCUGGCCCUCCUGGAUGUUGAAGCUGCUUGGUUCAUAAAGUGGAUGCAUGGAUCUUACAGCAGGACUGUGGUUCUCAGACUUCUGCGGGGCAAAUACAAGAGUUUGAUAGAGGCAGCUGUGCAGCAGUCCAUCCUUUUCCUGGAAACCUGCCAGGAUUCUACUCAUCUCCAGUCUGAGGCGCAACACAGCACAGGCCAGAGGAGCAUCUACACUGCAAAGGAGCUCCAAUACGCCCUGCUUGUCCAUUCACUGAGCAUCCUGGGGAAACUCCUCCUCUACACUAACGGGAGGAAGCUCUUUCCCAUCACAGUGCGGACACGCAAAGAUCCGGUCAGCCUGACAGAUGUGGUUGUCGUCCUCAUAACCAUCAUGUACCAAUACCCCGAGCCUCUUUACAGUGAUAUCUUAUUCACAGACUCGCUAUCGCCCAGUAGCCUGGUGAUGUCGACAUUGUGGAUGAUGUCAGAGAGGACGAAGUGCGCCGAUGAGUGUCUCCAUCAGACGACCGUCAUCGAGACGCUGCUGGCGCCUGUCAUCGCUCUGCUCAGGGACAAGCAGGCCAGUUUAAAAAGUCCCAGGUCCACACUGCCUCUCAUUGCUGACGUCCUGGCUCGUAUGGUAAACACAGACAGAGGAUUAGCGCUCUUCCUAUAUGAGAGAAACCUGCUUGUUGCCCAAGGCGAGAGAACCUCUGCUGCUCACGUGGUUGUUCAGUUCACCCUGAAGUUGCUGGAUGAGGAGUUUUCAUUGCUGGGGCAAGCUGACACGCCGCGUGUACUUUGUGGGGCCUUCAUAUUUGUGUGCAGGCAGAUGUACAACACCUGUGAGGGCCUGCAGGUCCUGCGACCCUACGGCUUGCACAAGGCUGCAUCUGCUGCUUGGAGAAAGACUAGCUUCCUGUCAGAAAGAGUUCUGACCCCGGGGAAUGGAAACAACCCUGGAAUGUCGUCCACCCAGGAAAUGCCACACAUGCUCAUGUGGGAGGAGACGUUGUUGGACAGCCUGUUGAACUUUGCUGCCACCCCUAAAGGUCAGCUGCUGCUUCAGCAGACUGGAGCCAUGCAGGAGUGUGUCUCCCACAUGUUCUCUCGUUUUAGCAAAAAGAUGCAGGUCAGCCGCUGUGAGAAGUUUGGCUAUGGUGUCAUGGUUACGCAGGUGGCAGCAACUGGGGCAGGCAUGACGGCUCUGCACCGUUCAGGGUUUGUGCGAGUCCUGGUGCUGGAGCUCUGGUCUGCUCUGGAGUGUGGCAGCGAAGACGGAAGAGUAGUCCGCCCCAAGUCCACGCCCCUGGAUCCAAUCGACAGGAGCUGCCUUAAGUCCUUCUUGUCCCUGGUCAACGUGCUCUCCUCCUACCAGUCAGUGUGGCAGCUUCUGGCUGGACAGCCUUUAGCCAACAAGACUGAAUACACAUUGAGAGAGGUGCCCAGCUCUGUACCUGAUGUGAUUGACAGGCUGAUAUCCGUGAAUUCUGCCGCCAAGAUCCAUUCCCUCUUCCACUAUGAGCAGUCGCACACAUUUGGCCUAAGGCUGCUCAGCGUGCUGUGCUCUAGUCUGGACUCCUUCCUGCUGCUGGAGAGCCAGUACAACAUUUGCUCCAUGCUGCUUCAAAGCCAGCGAGAGAACGUGGCUGACCAGGAGGCCAGUGACGGGAGCUGCAUCAUAGACAAUCUAUCGGUGGAGAGGAACCACGUGCUGGUUCGUGUCGCUCUAGUCGGAGGCCCGUGUGAGAGGAGACUUCCUCCUCGAGCCCUGCAGGAGGGAGAUGAUCCUUAUCCAUGGCCAAUGUUCUCAUCCUAUCCUCCACCAUCCUGUUACAUCCUUCACCCACCAAACCCCCAACACUAUCCACUGGAACCUGAAAUGAGUGCCUUCUUGACUUCACCUCAAACCACACGGACAGAGGAGAACUGGAUAGAGAUGUGCCGCCGACUUUAUCGCAGAGUUAUGACCAGCGGGCACAACGCCCUGAGCGGUACAGUGCUGGCUGACCUUGUGGAGAAGGCUGUGGUCCAUCUGUCCAAAUCUUCUGCAGAGUGCGUCUUUCCUCCGCCUCAGCACAAAGAGCAAGAGAAGAGUGUGGAAGACGUUGUCCUAUCUCCUGUGGAAAAUCUCGGAAUGAACAUCUGUCUGAGGUAUGGCCAUUUCCUCCAGCUCCUUCAAGAAGAUGCUGCGGGCAGCCUGACGCUCCUCAUGAAGCACGUGAAGAUCUUCUUGUCCCGGCAGAGAGUUCAAACGUCUUCGGAGCUCCUCGUUCGGCUUGAAGACUAUCCAGGCCACGACUGGCUGGCAUCAACCGUGUUCCUGAUAAUGGCAGGAAACUGGCGGCGGUGUUUGAGUGUACUUGUCAAGCUGUCGUCUCUGCUCAGCUCUGCCCUCAUCUGGCCGGCCAGGACACAUGCCUCUGUUGUCGUUACUGUGCAAGUGGCCGAGUCGGGGAUCCCACCUGUCUACUGGAGCACGGCUCACUAUGUGGAGAUGCUCCUGAAGGCCGAACUUCCAUUGGUCCACUCUGCCUUCAGGAUGUCUGGUUUCACUCCAUCCCAGAUGUGCCUUCACUGGCUGGCUCAAUGCUUCUGGAACUUUCUGGACUGGCCUGAAAUCUGCCACUAUGUGUGCACCUGUGUGCUUCUGGGCCCUGACUACCAGGUCUACACCUGUCUGGCCCUCUUCAAACACCUGCAGCCCGACCUCCUGGAGCGCACGCAGUCUAGUGAGCUGCAGGUCUUCCUCAAGGAAGAGCCAAUUAAGGGCUUCAAGUUCUGUGACUAUCUGGAGUUCAUGGAAGUUCUGGAGAGACGCUACAGGAACAUCGUUCUCACGGACAUGAAAACUAUUGGACACCCCACAGAGUGACAGUGGAGAGGAGAAUGCUAAUGUUACCAUAUCUCUUUAGGCUUUAGGCUGGAAAUUGCAAUUGGCUGGAAAAAAUUAAAGACUUUAUCAAUCAAGAUCAGGAGUAGGAUUUAGACCCUGUCUACAUUAACUCCUUAAACAAUUAAUUAUUUAGCCUAAGCCCCGUGUCAGCCACACUAACCCAUCGUUUAAGGUUCCCCUCCUUGGAUAAUUUUUUACACGGGUAAGUGCUCCGUGUACUUCUUGAAUCUCCGGCUCUUAACUUUGUGUGGACUCAUCAAUCGUAUACAAACUGAGUUCGGAGAGGAAGUGACGCCAGAAAGACCGUGCCCCACACAGGAAGUGACGUCAGAAAGAACGCGCCACAGCCAGCUUCAUAACAACCGGUUUCGUAACUUGGAGGUAACCACUGGAAUGAUGGAGGCGAGUCAUCAGACAUGCCCGUGUUUCUCCUUCUACAUGUACAGACACUUGUGGAAAUCACACAUGAAUACCUCAAGAGAAGGAAACGGGCGAUUGCAGCUAUUUCGGAUACAACACUUCUCAGACGCCAACAUAGCAAUGUUGAGUGACGGUUUUAGAUAAGGCCUGGAAGAACGAUAUCUAGAUCCCUACAUUUAUUGUUGUAAACUGUUCUUUAUCACAUUGUAUACAUUCACACGUCCAUUAAAGAUAUGAUUUAUGUAUGAUGGAUCAGGUGUGAUUCACUACAAUAGGGCCAGUCUAACAGCUGCUGAUGGUGAGGCAAGCAAGGUUUACUGUUAAAAUAAAUGUGGCAAUAGGCUACAUUGAAACACAGGGUAAGGAUACACGUCCAAGUCAGAGGUGACUAUGACAUAAUAUAUAUGCGCGUCUGCAAUUUUUCCGCGCAUGCGUACUAGGUCGCAUUGCGCCGGCGGACAGAGAAGGGAGGGGGUCUUAAACGAUGGCAUUGUGUGUGUGUGGACAGGGAUAAAGUUAGGUGGAAUAUAGCCUGUGUAGAAGCAGCCUUAAGUUGAUCAUAUCUGCUGGGUGCAAGACCGUCCAAAACAGACACCCCACGGAGCGAGAUCUUUGUCUUUUUGCCCAAAUGGAGAAUUCCACAGACUUGAUUGAAAUGCGCAUGAGGGAAAAAUGUCAGUGUUUUUUUUUUGUCAAUUCGUAUAUUUUUAGUUUAGUUUUUAUUUAAGGUUUUGGACCAAUUUGGAUCUUUGUUGGAUCUUGAACCGGUCAGCCUCAAUUCCCCAAUCAAGAAUAGAUGGAAAUAGAAAGAGCUCUGAAAUGAUUCUACGUUCAAAGAUUUUUGUAUUCCUCCCAACCACAGAUCUUGACCAAAAUGCCAGAUGUGUUGCUGGUACUACUGUUUUGAACACAGUCUGGCGGGGGAGACAAACUCCUCUAAAAAGAUGAGUUACGACUGCUAGCUGUCACUAGCAAUACAAGCUAACCAUUUCUAACCUCCGAGCUUCAAAGCUGUCAAACCCAAACAACAUGGGAAGACAAAACGUUUCUACUGUAACAAAUGCAGAGGAGGUGGAAGAGAGUUGAGAAUCAGGUAGUCACCAAGAUGUAAUAAUGAUGUUACAUAACAGUGACGUGCUGUCAGUGGAGGCAAGUGAGGUAGUGCCUCACCUUGCCACCAGGUGGCUUAACCAUGAGAUGUUCAAAAACAAAGUAAUAAAAUCAAAUAAGUUUUUAUAUUUC